This is a messenger RNA of Sitodiplosis mosellana (orange wheat blossom midge), 3250 nucleotides long. It is a transcript of the gene Cul5, whose product is annotated as cullin-5. The record is from RefSeq and is a predicted model, not a curated record. The transcript has 4 exons. Gene Ontology annotation, molecular function: ubiquitin protein ligase binding. Lineage: Eukaryota; Metazoa; Arthropoda; Insecta; Diptera; Cecidomyiidae. The coding region runs from base 445 to 2871 and encodes 808 amino acids. Gene Ontology annotation, biological process: SCF-dependent proteasomal ubiquitin-dependent protein catabolic process; protein ubiquitination. Gene Ontology annotation, cellular component: Cul5-RING ubiquitin ligase complex; SCF ubiquitin ligase complex.
AAUCGUACAAAGUGUGUGACGGGUGCGAGCCUAUUGUUGUGUGUGUGCGUACAAUUCUGAGCUGACAGUUUCUAAUUUUGACAUUUUGCAAAGCGGCUUCUUUAUUACUGGCAAAAAAAAAAUGUAUAACGAAAUCACUAAUGGCUGUCAAAUGUGAAACAAGCUUUCGUUUUUGUUGUUUUCUUUUUCGUUUGCACAACAAAUUAAUCAACACACAUUCACUCGAAUUCACAUUUUAAGUAAAAUAUUGAAACGAACCAAGACAGUACCAUCAAUCAACAGAAAGUAUUCAGGUUUACUCGUUGUAAAUAUUGAAAUUGUUUUUGCUUCAAAUUGAACAAAAUAAAAUAAAAUCAAAUACAAAGUACUUUUUCACAACAAAAUAAUACCCCAAAAACGGAACGAUAAAUUAAUUUGCAACCGAUUUCGGUGUUUGGUUGAAAGAUGCUAAAGGGAAAAGACACAGUUUCGUUUGAGGAUCAUUGGCCAUCAUUGCGACCGACCGUAUUGAAGCUGCUAAAACAGGAAUCGGUGUCAAAGGCAGAAUGGCAAGAUUUAUUCUAUGGAGUACAUUUGAUCUGCCUUUGGGUUGACAAAGGUGGUUCGAAGAUAUACGAUAGUCUACAAGAGGACAUAUCAGCGUAUAUAAAACAGGCACAGGUCAAUAUAAUGGCACAGCGUGAGGAGCAAGCACUGAUAAAUGCAUACAUUAUUGAAUGGCGAAAGUUUUUUACGCAAAGUAACUAUUUGCCGUCGCCAUUUCGUCAGUUGGAGCUGAGUAAACAACAGAUAUCGUCAAAUAAUAAUCAAGGUCCAAGUAAUAGCUCAAAUUCAACAGUUACAUCGGGUGUGGCCGCAUCAUCAUCAUCGGCAAACAGUACGAAUAGCACGAGUGGAGGUGGCGGUGGUAGUGGCAGUAGUUCAUCGCAAAAGAAUUCGUCACACGGUGAAACGCUGGUGCGUGAACUAAUGCUAAAUCUCUGGAAUGAUGGCAUUUUCAAAGACAUCACCUAUCGCUUACAAGAAUCCGCAAUGAAACUAGUUCAAGCGGAACGAAUCGGUGAUGCAUUCGAUUCACAACUUGUGAUUGGUGUACGUGAUAGUUACGUUAAUUUAUGCUCAAACCAAGAAGACCGACUGAUGAUUUAUCGAGAGAAUUUUGAAUCAGCUUAUAUUAAAACAACCGCAGACUUUUAUCGUUUGAAAGCCCAUGAACAGUUGCAGGCGCAUGGGGUGCAAGCGUUCAUGCGUUAUGCAGAUACAAAAUUGCGCGAAGAAGAAGCCAGAGCGCAGCGAUACUUGGAGCCAAGCAGUUUUGAUGGAUUGAAAUCAGCAUGUGUAUCGGUAUUGGUAAAAGAUCCACUGCCAACACUCUUAGCCGAAUGUACACCGCUGAUCAAAUCGGGCGACACCGAACGGCUACAACUUAUGUUUCGUCUGUUGGACCGCGUUACUGAUGGCGUCGAACCGAUGCUCAAUGAUUUAGAGAAUCACAUCGUUUCUGAUGGGUUACAAGAUAUGGUGUCGGCCGCUGACAUCAUCACAAAUGAUUCGGAAAAGUAUGUGGAACGUUUGCUUGAGUUGUUCCGUCGUUAUAGUGACUUAGUAAAAGAUGCAUUUAAUAAUGAUCCACGGUUUUUGACUGCCCGAGACAAGGCAUUCAAGACGGUGGUCAAUGAUACCACUGUGUUUAAGCUCGAAUUACCGUCAUCCGUUGUGGCGCGGUCGAAUAAAUCCACCACACCCGAAAGCAAGUGCCCCGAAUUGCUGGCAAACUAUUGCGAUAUGCUGCUGCGAAAGACGGCGCUCAGCAAACGAUUGACCAAUGAACAAAUUGAAAGCAGACUUAAGGACGUGUUACUUGUGUUAAAAUACGUGAACAACAAAGACGUGUUCAUGCUGUAUCACAAAGCGCAUUUAACUCGACGUUUGAUUCUGGAUUCAAGUGCCGAUAGUGAAAAGGAGGAGAAUAUGGUCGAAUGGUUGCGUGAGGUGGGCAUGCCGGCUGAUUAUGUAAAUAAAUUAGCGCGAAUGUUUCAAGAUAUCAAGGUUAGCGUUGAUCUCAAUGCUCGAUUCCAUGCGUCGACGGCUCGUCACGAUGCGAUCAACAUAAAAAUCCUGAAUGCCGGCGCCUGGGCACAAUGCACCGAACGGGUUUCGGUUAGUUUGCCGCUCGAGCUCGAAGACUACAUUCCCGAGGUGGAAGAUUUUUACAAACGGCAACAUGCCGGCCGUAAAUUGCAGUGGUAUCAUCACAUGAGCAACGGGACCAUUACGUUCACCAAUGAAAUGGGUCGCUUCGAUUUGGAUGUCACAACAUUUCAAAUGGCCGUAUUAUUUGCAUGGAAUCAGCGACCGGAUGAAAAAAUCUCAUAUGAAAAUCUACGCUUAGCUACCGAAUUACCCGAUCCCGAAUUGCGGCGCACCCUUUGGUCACUAGCCGCAUUCCCCAAACUUAAGAAGCAAGUCAUUUUGAUGGAGCCCGUUGCACAGCAACCGAAAGACUUCGCAGAAAAUACUCAAUUUCGUAUUAACGAAGAAUUUGUCAUUGUGAAGAAUGGCAAAAUUCAGCGUCGCGGCAAAAUUAACUUAAUCGGUCGUCUACAGUUGAGCACUGAACGAUCACAGCAAGAAGAUAACCAGUCCAUCGUUCAGUUGCGUAUCCUGCGAACACAGGAGGCAAUCAUUCGCAUCAUGAAAAUGCGCAAAAAAUUAAACAACUCAACACUUCAAGUGGAGCUUAUCGAUAUUUUAAAAAACAUGUUUUUGCCAUCAAAGAAAAUGAUUAAAGAACAGUUGGAAUGGUUGAUCGAACACAAGUAUAUGCGUCGCGAUGAUGACGAUAUCAACACAUUCAUUUACGUAGCUUGAAAUUGUAAAUUUCUGUUGCAUCCAUUUUUUUUUUCUUUUGCUCUUGUUUUCGGAAUUUUUUUUCUUCCUUUCCCACUUUCUUUUAAUUGAACUAAAAGAAGCUGUUAAAUUCAUUGUUUUCACUUAUUAUUUUGCUCUCUUUAAAAAGAAAAUUUAAUUGGCGCUCGCAAUUCCAUAGGUUUUAUUACUAUUUUUUUUUUCUCUUUUUUUAGAAAAAAAAAAUUUAAUGAAAUAAGAGAGAUUUGUUCCUGUGAAAGAAUAUGUUACGAUCAAACCAUUUUAAAGUGGAAUGUUUUUAAGAUAUUGCACAUAACAAUUGUAUAAAAUGACGAAUAAAUCAGAGGUUCGAUACCUAGCUAUAAAAAAAAGCGGAAUAAAA